This is a messenger RNA of Plutella xylostella (diamondback moth), 1285 nucleotides long. RefSeq names its product signal sequence receptor subunit 1 l(1)G0320. Gene Ontology annotation, cellular component: endoplasmic reticulum membrane; endoplasmic reticulum. The record is from RefSeq and is a predicted model, not a curated record. Lineage: Eukaryota; Metazoa; Arthropoda; Insecta; Lepidoptera; Plutellidae.
GGAAAGCAAAUUGGCAUUUUGGCCGGAAUUUCUUCAAGUGUUGAGCCGUCUGCCGGACAAAAGUGAAUGGCCUAUAUUCUGCUGUGACAUUCGUCUUCUUAUUUUCAAGAAUUAAUCAUAGUUUAAUUUAUAAAUCAAAAUGAAACUCAUCUAUUUAACCCUACUGGUACUUCCAGCGGCACUCCUCUGCUUUCAAAAUGCCAACUCAAUCCUAGCCCGUGCUGAAGAAGACGAGCUAGAUGAUGAUGUAGUGGACAUUGAAGGAGAAGACAACCAGGUGGUCGGUGAUGAUGCACUCGGAGACGAUGACGAAGGUGUCGUGAAGUCCUCACAAGAUGUAGACACUACCAUUCUGUUCACCAAGCCCGUCACUAGCCUAGGAGAUGCUGUUUUCGACCUGCUAGCCGGCAGCCCUGUGGAAUUCCUCGUUGGUUUCAUCAACAAGGGUGCUGAAGAUUAUGUUGUGGAAUCCAUGGAGGCUUCCUUCCGUUACCCAAUGGACUACACCUACUACAUCCAGAACUUCACCGCGCUGCCUUACAACAAGGAGGUCAAGCCCAAGCAGGAGGCCACCUUCGCAUACUCCUUCAUCCCCAACGAGGCCUUCGCUGGCAGACCCUUCGGACUCAACAUCCAGCUUAACUACAGGGAUGCCAGCGGCAACUACUACCAGGAGGCCGUGUACAACCAAACCAUCAACAUCGUAGAAAUCUCCGAAGGCCUCGACGGAGAGACGUUCUUCCUCUACGUGUUCCUCGGAGCCGCCUGUGUGUUGGCACUCGUUCUGGGCCAACAGGCGCUGGCGUCGCUCGCCCGCCGCCGCUCCCCGCGGUCCGCGCCCAAGCCCCUCGAGACUGGCACGGCCAAUGAUGUCGACUACGACUGGCUGCCUAAGGAAGUUGUCGCGCAGCUUAAGAAAUCUCCCAAGACGCCCAAACAGUCUCCUCGCUUGAGGAAAGCAAAGAGAUCAGCUGGAGACGAUUAAAUAUAAGUUAGAAUUUCAAACAGAGAACAUCAAGCACAAGAAGUGUGCGUGCGCCGUGAAACACUAAAGUAAGAAUAGGCCGUUACAAAACGCCCAAGAAAAAAAUGCUCAAGAGUCCAGUUCUAUGCCAGUUCGCGCGCUUAUUCUUAAUUUAGUCGGGACAAUACUGAAUGUGUGUUGUUUUUAGUUGCUAAGAGUGUUGUGAGAGUAAAUUAUGGAACAAACAGUGUGAGAGAAUUUUUCAUUUCGCGCGCGAUUAAGAAAAUGAAGACAUUUAUUUAAUAAAAUGUUAUCUUUUUA